AUAUGCGGCCUUUAGUUACGUACGUACAGGUGCGAGGGACACUCGUAGUUAACCUCUUUACGUCAAUUAUAUAUAUAUGGUAUACUGUUUUCCGAAUUUUCGAAGCUUUUAUGUUUUUUGUCUCGCAGCUGCAGAUACCGUGUGCCACGUUGUGACUUUAACAGUGAAUCUGUGUAGACUUCGACUUGUUUAGUGAAGAAUUCGGAAACUAUCAUUGAUAUUUCGUUUAUCGAUCUUAGUACGUUAUUUUUAGACUUGGCAGAUAUGCAGGUGCGGCUGCGUUUGUGCAUCUGAAAGCUUUUUUGAUUGCAUGCAGCUGUCUUGAGAAAUGUUGAUUUCUUUGUGUCUGAAGGGAUUACGAUGCAGGUUCCAAUUAAUUUCGAACACGAUUAGAAGUUCGUAGAGAGCUCAGUGGUAGCAGGUAGGCGAUUUAUACAAGUACAAGAGGACAGUGGAAGUCUGUGAAGAAGAGAUUUUUUUUAAAAAUCAAAAUUUUUACGUAAAUGCCACUUUCGUAUUGCGUCCGUCAUACGUAUCUUGAAACAAACAGAAGGAUGAUACGUGCAGGGACUCACGGUUCUAUUAUGACGAAUCCAACGCGGCAAUACGAAAAUGAAACCCCAUUGAAAGGAUAAUUCGAUCAUCUGUAAUAAGGGUUGAAAACAACGUAUAUCGUGGAAACAUCACAAUGGACGACACUAUCAACUAUUUUGCGUCGAGCGAUUCAGACUGCUCGGGUAGGUCAUUGGCCACCCUUGUAAUAGCAUGGGUGGGAGCGGCCAUGAUCGCUUCCAUAUUACUGCGAUGGACGUACAUGUGGAUUGCCUUAACAGUCCUUACAUUGCUUUUCUUGGUCGCCUGCGGUUACGCAACGUGCAACGCAAGAAGAGCCCAUCUGAGAGCAAUGAUGGAAGAAGAGGAGUGGCAAGCUGGGCGACAAAGAAGAAGAGAAAGAAGACUAGAGACAGUAUCGGGAGGAGUGGAUAAUUAUCCCGAGGUAAUAAAUCCACCAGCAUAUGAAAACUAUUGGAUCACAGAUUUACCACCGGCUUAUACGGUAGUGGUCGGAGAACAUGGAUCCGAACAUGCAAAUCUUCCACCACUUCCAGACGAGGGACCAGCCAUAUCCAACCGUCGAAAUUCAAAUCCGCCACCGUAUUCAGUUGCAAUUCAGUCCGAACCUGCGGCGCUAGCGUCGCAGUCUCAGAGCGGACCAAUCACGGAUCAGAAUGGACAUCAUUCCCAAUCGACGGACCAAUCCGGUCUGGUGUAUCAAAGUAUGGGACGGACUGUGCUGACACCUGGCGGUCAAUCUAGUCAACAUUACUCGAACUUCUCGAGAAGAAACGUCGCGGAUGAAGACAAACAGGAACAAGACGCAGUUCGUGCUAAUCCGCAGCCUCAAAAUUCAACGGUUUUAUUAUCGGGGACGCAAUAUCUUACGAAUAUAAUUAACAGUACUUUUGGUAGAGGACAGAGAAGAGUGAACACUGAAAAUUCUGGUCAAAAUAAUGCAUUGAAUACGGAGAGCUCCAGUAACUCUCAAAACAGCAAUGGCAACAACAACAGCAACAACAAUUCUAAUAUAAACAGCGUGGAUAUACAGUCCACAAUCGGUACGGUGACGAAUUCUAGGAAUGAUACACCUAGAACUUAUUUCUCAAAUUCAUCUAGUUGUUGAAGAAAAGAUGGUGAUUUUAUUAUUGCUUGCUGAGCUUAGGCGGUGGAGUUUUAAUACUUGUGCUUUCUUUUGCGGUAUACUUGGUAUAUAAUAUUUCAUAUGUGAUUGCAGCUUCCUGUUCAAGGUAUUGUAAAUAUUACAGAUUGGUUAUUUUUAUACAAUUAUCUUAUAUCACUGUCUGUACACCUGACUGGUUAAUAGCUUUCUGUUCAUGUUUGCAAUAUUAUGUUCAUUUUUCUUUUAGCACUGAGCACGUCAUUGAGUAUUUUUGAAACGAUUAUAAUCAAAUUUGGAAAUUGUGCUACCCGUCCAGUAUUGUAGGAGUAGAACAACUAGAAUGAUAAAAGUAGUUGUACUGUAAAAAAUAAGAGUAAUUUAAUCCAAUUUUCCCCUAAUUUUCAAUUUUAGACUCGAGAGAAAAUUCUUAGUCGUCCUCUUUGUCGCGUCCAAGUGCGAUAACGAUCAGCCACUUUCAAGAAGGCACAAGUCCAAUUUCCAAAAACUGUUAAAAGACAGUUUUCCCGUUAAUCGUGAUAACUAAGUUUAAUUGAACAAAAAUUAAAAAAAAAAAGUCGUACCUCAUCCCAUUAUAAAUUUAAUGUUAAUUUAGUAACGUUAACUUAAAAAUAUAUUAAUCUUAUGUUCCUAUCGUUACAAAGUAUCAUAGAAAAUUGUAAAAAUUUUUUAUAGAAUUUUAAUUCACUCAAAUUUAUUUUUAAUAACACAAGUCAAUACGUUUAAUUUAACAGUGAUAUAUAUAUCGCGAGAAUAUAAUAAUUAUUAUAAUAACUGCGCUAGUAAGAAAUUAUAUGUAUUUCGAAAUCGAAUUUCACGUAUUAAUUGAAACUGUCAUUAUUUUUUUUAUUAAUUAUAUAUAUAACUAAUCCGAAGCAUAAUCGGCUUGUAAAUACUCGGUGGAUUUCGAAAGAGGCUCCAAUAAUGUAAAUUGCGAAUUAAUUCGCACAUUUAGUCAAUCUAUACAAGUCACGCUGAGAUACAGAAAUAAACUUUUUUCAUUUUAA
Cephus cinctus (wheat stem sawfly) is the source of this 2703-nucleotide messenger RNA. RefSeq names its product probable serine/threonine-protein kinase tsuA. The coding region runs from base 689 to 1681 and encodes 330 amino acids. The transcript is spliced from 5 exons. The record is from RefSeq and is a predicted model, not a curated record. NCBI's taxonomy places the organism in Eukaryota, Metazoa, Arthropoda, Insecta, Hymenoptera, Cephidae.